Messenger RNA from Gasterosteus aculeatus aculeatus (three-spined stickleback), 1809 nucleotides. RefSeq names its product retinal homeobox gene 3 (gene rax). Gene Ontology annotation, molecular function: RNA polymerase II cis-regulatory region sequence-specific DNA binding; DNA-binding transcription factor activity, RNA polymerase II-specific. Lineage: Eukaryota; Metazoa; Chordata; Actinopteri; Perciformes; Gasterosteidae. The record is from RefSeq and is a predicted model, not a curated record. Gene Ontology annotation, biological process: positive regulation of transcription by RNA polymerase II.
GGAUGCCCCCACAUCCACUGAGCCAUGACGAGCCAACGGGUGCGCGUCUUCCGCUGCGGCUUUUCCCCCCCCACUGCGCCCUGGUUGCCACUUUAACGCAGACAGCGGCAUUUGCAGAGAAGUUGGUCGUAUUUGUGAGCGUCCGAACCGAUGUGGCUUCUCGGAUCAACUUCCCAAGUGAUGAUGAUGAUGGACGAGCGCCUUUCUCCCUCCGCGCGCUGCGUCCAGAGCCCGGGGGACAACCCGUCCACGGUCCACAGCAUAGAGGCCAUUCUGGGAUUUAAGGAGGACACCAUCUUCCACAAGUCGGCCUGCUACAGCCUGGCAGAGAAAGUCCUGGUGAAAGACGCCGAGCGGAAUGCGAUGAUGAAGAAAGGACACGCCGCGGAAAGUUUUGACAGUGUGUGUUGCGCCGACGGCGCCGCUGACGCGUCCGCGUGCCCGAGCUCACCGGACGGAGACGGAAAACUGUCCGACGAUGAAAACCCGAAGAAGAAACACCGCCGGAACCGAACAACAUUCACCACCUUCCAGCUGCACGAGCUGGAGAGAGCUUUCGAAAAGUCCCACUACCCGGACGUGUACAGCAGGGAGGAGCUGGCGCUGAAGGUCAACCUGCCGGAGGUCCGAGUGCAGGUUUGGUUUCAAAACCGGCGGGCAAAAUGGCGUCGGCAGGAGAAGCUGGAGGUGAGCUCCAUCAAGCUCCAGGACACCUCUUCCUCCCUGCUCUCCUUCAGCCGCUCCCCCACGGGCUCGCUGUGCUCCAGCCUGCAGCUGGACCCCUGGCUCUCCACCCCGAUCACAACCUCCGCCUCCCUGCAGUCGCUACCGGGCUUCAUCACCGGCUCGCAGGGCCUCCCGUGCACUUACGCACCUUCUCCUCCCCCUUCCAUGCCCUCCUCCUUGCCGCCGUCCUUCCUCAACUCCCCGGCCUUGGGACACGGCCCUCACCUGCCCCACAUGGGCUCCAUGUGCCCCCCGCCCCCGGCCUACCACUGCUCGGUUGACCCCAGGAACUCUAGCAUUGCCUCGCUGAGGAUGAAGGCCAAGGAACACAUUCAGUCCAUCGGGAAGACGUGGUGAUGCCGGGUGGAGAUUAUGAAAUGGACAAUGGGAACCUGGAGUGCGUCGUCCGGCAUCUUUUGAAAAAAACAACUUCAUGCGGACGGGAUUGAUAUUUUUGAGAGAGUGAGAUCUCCAGUUGACAUCGGAGACACACGCGGCGCUUAUAAGGGUAACCCUUUUCCUCUCACGUUAACGAUAACAAAAGGGGUGUAUAAAGAUUGAAUAAAUGGUUGUUACUGAAUAAAUGGAUGUACUGAAGUAAAUUUUAAAUCAUAAGAGUCUGGUGAUGAUUUUUAACAGAUAAAAAAGUAACAAGCUGGUACGUUGUUUUCAUAAUAUGGCUUCAAAACUGUAUUCAUUAACUAAUUAUUUCUAAAAUGCUCACAACUUCAAUAUAAUGUGUUAGAAACCACUUGUUAAAUGUUUCUAGUGCCUAUAAAUGCAUGAAAUGGGGCCCAAAGUAAAGCUUUACCCUUAUAAGUAUCCAAAUCUUUGACACUAACAGGAAAUGUAAAAUUUUGAACACUGAUGGUUUUUCUUGUAAUUUUCUUUCUCUUGUGUUAUUCAUUUGUUGGACUUUUCUUAUCCAGUGUCCAUUAGUACCAAUAUUUAUUCUUCUUUUGUAAAUGUAGCACUCCUCAUUUUGAUCAAUCCUCCCCUGCUGCCUUUUGAUCUUCAUCAUGAAACAGUUAACAAAUGUGAAUAUUUGUCUACGCAAUAAAGUUUAUACGUACAAUUCCUGAA